AUGUGUGACAUGGGGGGACUGGAUAACCUGAUUGCCAACACAGCAUACCUGCAGGCCAGGAAAAGUGGAGAUGUGGAUGCCAAGGAGAUGCAGAAAAGGCGUAAGACCCUUGCAUUGCCCAAGCCUGAGGAAUGCACCGAAGUCAAGAAAUCCAUUGUGCUGGAGUAUGAGAGCAUUUGUGAGCAACAACCAAUUGGCAAGCGUUUUUUCCAGGAAUUCCUAGAGACUGUUCCAGAAUACUUGGUGGCCAAGGAAUUCUUGAAUGAAGUGUAUGCUUGGGAAUUGGCAGAAGACCACAUCAAGAGCAGCCUCCUAGAGGGCAUAGUCAAUAUGUACCUGAAGAAUGGCAGCAAUAGCUACCUGAAAUUUCUCAGUGCAGACCAAUCCAAUAAGUGCCAGUCAGCUGCCAAGGAUGAAUUUGAGAAGGUUGCAGGAUUGGCCAGGGAAGAGACAAUAGCCUACCUUAAAGAAAAACCAUUUACAGACUUCCAGGCCAGUCCAUUCUUUGACAAGUUUGUGCAAUGGAAAUGCUAUGAGCGGCAACCUAUAACCGAGAAACUAUUUGAUGAGUUCCGAGUGUUAGGAAAAGGAGGCUUUGGAGAGGUUUGUGCCAUCCAGGUAAGAAAUACUGGGAAGAUGUAUGCCUGUAAGAAGUUGGACAAAAAAAGACUGAAGAAAAAAGGUGGUGAAAAGAUGGCCCUGCUGGAAAAGGAAAUUCUUGAGAAAGUCAACAGCCGUUUCAUUGUGACUUUGGCCUAUGCUUAUCAGAGCAAAACCGCCCUGUGUCUUGUCAUGAGCCUCAUGAAUGGUGGGGAUCUUAAAUAUCACAUUUAUAAUGUCGGUGAAAGAGGCUUGGAAAUGGAUAGGGCCAUCUUCUACUCAGCUCAGAUCACCUGUGGGAUGCUGCACCUUCAUUCCAUCAAAAUUGUGUACAGGGACAUGAAGCCAGAAAAUGUUCUCCUGGAUGAUAAUGGCCAUUGCCGACUGUCUGAUCUUGGCUUGGCGGUGGAAGUGAAGGAGGGUAAAGAAAUCACCCAGAGGGCUGGAACAAAUGGAUACAUGGCUCCUGAAAUCUUAAAGGAAGAGAGCUAUUCCUACCCUGUGGACUGGUUUGCUAUGGGAUGCAGUAUUUAUGAAAUGGUGGCUGGUCGAACUCCAUUCAAGGAUUUCAAGGAGAAGGUCAAUAAAGAUGAAGUGAGAAAGAGAACCUUAGAAGAUGAGGUGAAGUUUGAGCAUCCUAAUUUUGAUGAGCCAUCGAAAGAUAUCUGUAAUCUGUUCUUGGCAAAGAAACCAGAAAAUCGUUUGGGAAGCAGGAGUAAUGACGACGAUCCCAGGAAACAUCCUUUCUUCAAGUCAAUCAACUUCCAUCGGCUGGAGGCAGGCCUUAUAGAUCCUCCCUUUGUGCCAGAUCCAUCUGUUGUCUAUGCCAAAGAUGUUGCAGACAUUGCUGAUUUCUCUGAAGUUCGUGGAAUUGAAUUUGAUGAUAAAGACAAGAAAUUCUUCAAGAAAUUUGCAACUGGUGCUAUCCCAAUACCCUGGCAGGAAGAAGUUAUUGAAACAGGACUCUUUGAAGAUUUGAAUAAUCCCAACAGACUAGUUGGAGAUGAUUCCAAAUCUGGAGUUUGUUUGUUGUUAUAA
This is a messenger RNA of Varanus komodoensis (Komodo dragon), 1638 nucleotides long. It is a transcript of the gene GRK7, whose product is annotated as G protein-coupled receptor kinase 7. The transcript is spliced from 4 exons. Gene Ontology annotation, biological process: regulation of signal transduction; protein phosphorylation; signal transduction. The record is from RefSeq and is a predicted model, not a curated record. Lineage: Eukaryota; Metazoa; Chordata; Lepidosauria; Squamata; Varanidae. Gene Ontology annotation, cellular component: cytoplasm. The coding region runs from base 1 to 1638 and encodes 545 amino acids. Gene Ontology annotation, molecular function: ATP binding; rhodopsin kinase activity.